AUGGAGAUAGGUUGGUCCUCAGUGUACCCGUCAAUUCCUAUGAUCCACGUGUUACGUGGUUGUGAUGUGUCGAAUCAAAUUUGGAAGAAGCUGAUUCCAUGCUCUUGUUGGGAUAUUUUUUUCGGCAUAGAACUAGAUAAUUGGUUAGAGAUAAAUCUUGCUAAUAAAUUGAGAUUUCCAGAUGAGAGUCCGAACUGUUUGUUUAGAGUAAGCUUGUGGCAUAUUUGGCAAGAGCAAAAUAACUUCAUUUUGAAUGUUGUUGCUCCGUUGGUGGAUAGAAAAAUAUAUGAAGUACGGAACUUUGUUGGCAAUUUUCAGCAAGCGCUCUCCAACUUGCAGAAACUCUGGCAAAGCGAAAAUCAACCUCAUGACGGCAUGGUGGAUAAAGUGUAA
Messenger RNA from Striga asiatica, 393 nucleotides. The record is from the annotation of a GenBank genome assembly. NCBI's taxonomy places the organism in Eukaryota, Viridiplantae, Streptophyta, Magnoliopsida, Lamiales, Orobanchaceae.